CGUCCGCGAAUUCUCAGUGCAGUUACGCAGAUGUUGGCGGCAGCAGUAGCAGCUCGACGCUUCCUUCCGAUGCGUUCCGGAUUUCUCAACCCACGCCUGAUGAUGCUGCGCUCCGUUUCGGCAUCAGUGCCCGAUCGUCCCCAGUUCGAUCCCAUCGUGUAA
This is a messenger RNA of Gongylonema pulchrum, 162 nucleotides long. Lineage: Eukaryota; Metazoa; Nematoda; Chromadorea; Rhabditida; Gongylonematidae. The record is from the annotation of a GenBank genome assembly.